This is a messenger RNA of Capsicum annuum, 1534 nucleotides long. RefSeq lists its product as uncharacterized. NCBI's taxonomy places the organism in Eukaryota, Viridiplantae, Streptophyta, Magnoliopsida, Solanales, Solanaceae. The transcript is spliced from 3 exons. Bases 743 to 1198 code for a protein of 151 amino acids. The record is from RefSeq and is a predicted model, not a curated record.
CUCCAGAUGUGCACUUUGUCCUUGAAAAAUCCUCCUGUUACGAGCUCUCCAUGUGAGGUAAAUCAACGCUUCCCAUACUGCUGCUACUAUCUUCUUCUGAAAGCAUUUCCAAUGCUUCCUCUGAAUACUAUCAAAGACUUGCUGCACAUUCCCUUGCGGCAGAUGAAUUCCAAGCCAAUCCAACAAUACUUGCCUAAUAGUUUUGAACCAGCUGCAUUCAGCAAACAAGUGUUUGGCAGUGUCACUGAUGAGGUACAUAAACAGCAUGUCGCAUCGUCUACUUGAAUGUUGAGCUUGAUUAGUCUACUUUUAGGUACAUAAACCCAGAAGUAUUCACCCCAGUGCAGAUGAAAACAAGAAAAGGGUGACACACAUAAGAAUAUCUGUGCAAAUUGUAGGCUAACGACAUAUUUAUAGCCAGGAUUUUUAUCUCCAUCUCCCUAAAUAUCGGUCAUCUGAAAUAAGACAUUCGUAGAGAGUGUUGGCCCAAUGUGCUCCAUCUCAUCAUCCUUGUUUUUUCCCCGCAUUUACAUCACCUCUUCAUAUAUCAAGACAAUGCCUUAGGUUACAGCCGACUCAUAGUUGCUACCGACGAUAUGCUUUCCAUAAUCAUGGUAACAUUACCCUUUCAAUCCAUGUCCAAUCAGCAUCUCCUCAUCCGUACAGUAAUUUGCAAUCCGGCUGUAGUGCUAUUGCUUCAUCAAAUGAUGGAACAAUAUCGGUGAUUAAUAUUGAAGAUGUCAUGGAAAAAGACUGGUCAUUUCUUGAGUAUCUAGAUUCCAGCGAAGAGCAUAAGCAAAAAAUUGAUAAGAUCAUAGCAGCAGGAGAGAUUACGGAGACUUCUAAGGUUCUGAUUGCAAUUAGUUCUAAUGAAUUUGUUGAUAGAGUAGUUGAUCUAUCGAAUUUCAUGCAAUUAUUUGUCGUUCAUGGCUCCAUUUUCAUGUUAGCGUGCAUCAAGGAAAAAUAUGACAUGGUUAAGUGCUGGCAAGGAGAACUGAUAUACGUACCAGAGAAGUGGACACCUUUUGAUGUUGUUUUUCUCUACUUCCUUCCUGCAUUGCCGUUUGAACUUUGUCAAAUUUUGGAAGCACUAAGAAAGCGUUGUUUGCCAGGUGCAAGAGUUGUGAUUAGUCAUCCACAAGGCAGGCAAGUGGUUGAAGAACAACAGAAAAAAAUAGCCAGAUGUGGUUGUUUCUAAUUUGCCUGAGAAGAUGUUGCUGCAAAAUGUUGCUGCGGACCAUUCAUUUGAAUUAGUCAAAUUUGUAGAUGAACCUGAUUUUUAUCUUGCUAUUCUGAAAUUCGAGGCAGAGAGAGCAUGAACGAAUAGGUUCUUCUCUUUAAACUUUAAGAUCGUUCGAGGAAAAGAAGCGGCAAUAUGAUUACUGUACUAGAGAUUAGAACUUAAAAAGGACAAUUUUGCAUUUGUUUAAUCGUUAUUUCAGAACCUUAAUGAUGCAAGUAAUGUAUCGACCCUCAUAUUCGUUUUGUGAAUCUUACUUAAUUUUCCAUUUUAAACCUUCCUGUAGUUUUUGUA